This is a messenger RNA of Raphanus sativus (radish), 812 nucleotides long. RefSeq lists its product as uncharacterized. NCBI's taxonomy places the organism in Eukaryota, Viridiplantae, Streptophyta, Magnoliopsida, Brassicales, Brassicaceae. The transcript has a single exon. The coding region runs from base 97 to 648 and encodes 183 amino acids. The record is from RefSeq and is a predicted model, not a curated record.
UUAACCGGCAAGGCUUACAAAAUCUCUAAUCAAAACCAUUUUCGUCUGGAAAAAAUAAAAAUCGAACAAGGUCGUCGUCGUCGGAUUUCUAAGAUCAUGGAGUUAUGUCUGAUCGUCGACACAGUCGCGGUUUUCACGGCGAAGCAAGGCACAGCGUUUGGGAAAUCUCUUCUCAAUCGGUGCGAAUACAUUUCAUUCGCUGAUUCCCCCGUUGAUCAAACAUCCGCGGUUAAUAUCUUUCCCGUUGAUUCAAUCGCUCCUUCACCGGUUAGAUCGAGCUCUAAUAAAACAAUCCGCCGGAUCCGUAAAAAGCGGCGCGCGAAGCGCGUUUCGUUUUGCGGCGAUUCUGAAGACGGUGGAGAUUUUGGUCGGUUUCUCUUAGAAGGCGGUGGCAACGACGGUCCGUUCAGAUUCGGUGGUGGAGGCGGUGGGAACGAUGGAGGCGGAAAGGGAUGGAACUACGGCAGCGGCGGUGGAAAUUGGGAGGAGCCAUUGUCUUGGUCGGAUCCGGCGAUGGAGUUCGUGUACGAAGUGAUUUGCUGGAUCGUGUUGUCGAAUUGCGUGCACUUUGCGUUCAAGAGGGUAGUUAGGAUCGUAACUGACGGUGAAAGAGAGAAGUUGAACCUGACAUUAACUCCAGUGUGCUGACAAAACCGUUGUUAGGUUGCAGUCGUGUCGGAAAAUUGUUAAUCUCAGCUUCAAUUCUAUCAAAUGAUCUCUCGUGUGUAAAUAUAUAUUAUAUAUUUAUAGGCAUUGUACAUGUAUGUAUAAUGAAUCAAUGAUUAUAAUGUGAUAAUUGAUCAUUCUCUUGA